AUGAGUCUAGAAACAGUCCGGUUACCAUUCGCUUUGAGCGACUAUGUUCCGCUCUCUGAGCACCAAGAGCAGACACCCGACAGCUUCUACGACGGCAAGCCCGUGCUGCACUACCAUACGACAGGCGCAAAAGCUUGGAUCCCCAGAUCCCAGCUGGGCAAGCUGCCCUUUUUUCCGGCCGACCUCUCUUCGGAUCCUACAGCGCCCGAAAACAGCACGCUAAGCGGCCAAACCCAAGAAACGAUCGAACAGAAGGUUGAUAUAUUUGUGAACUCUCGCAACCUUUCUAUCUUCUGCCCUUCUGCCGAAUGCGGUGCCUCAAUCCCCUACCAGCAAAUUAGUAUCCACGCCGUCAAAACACUCCGUUCCAGCACCAGCGACCAAACCUUCCCCUCGGUCUACCUCCAGCUCGAGCUCGCCGAAGGCGGCGCAGGCGACGACGACUUUGACACAAUCGAGCUGACCCUUAUACCGAACCUUCAACCCUCGUCGAGGCCAACUGCCCAGGCAGAAGCCGGCCCCACAUCAACAUGCAAACCCGAAGCGACGCAACUCUUUGAGGCCAUCUCGGAAUGCUCCAACUUGAACCCUGACCCCGUCCAGGACGGAGAUGACGACGAUGAGAACGAAGACGGUGCGCGAAUCAUUUUUGAAGGCGACCAUGAGGCGAUCGAGGGCUUCACGGGCGUGUUUGCUGGGGCAAGCGACGGAGGACUGCCGCCCGCCAUGUCCGGCAGCGGCGGGUGGAUUACGGCGGAGAAUGUGCAUGAGUUCUUUGACGAGGAAGGUAAUUGGAUUGGGUGCAACGCGGAAGGCGAUGAAGAGGGGAUUAGCGGCGAGCUUGGGGAAGGGGCGGGAACUGUUCGUCCGAGGGAAGAUGAGCACGAGGGGGUUAAUGGCGAGGGGAGGGAAGCGGUAGAAGUGCGGCUCAGGCCAUUUCUCAUCCUCGGCCUGGCACUUUUUUGCUUCCUGUGGCUAGUCCUGCCGUACGACAAUGCGGUCCGCUUAGCCUUUUUGUGGAAUGCGAAAAGACUCAAGGCUGCCUUGACACCGCGGCCCAGUGAGCGUUGGGUCUAUGCACACCCGCGGCACCCUGUUGACCUGGGCCGAGAUGUUGUCGUCAUUGUCAAGACGGGGUACGGCACGAAAGAGAGGGUGCCGGCAUGGCUCGACGCCCUGAGCAGCUUGAACGAGUUCAGGGACAUUAUGGUCAUCGGCGAUUCCGAGGGUCACAUCAACUUCGCCGACGACUUUCACGAUCGGGGACUUCAGGUCUAUGACGCGGUGGGACAUUCCCUGCGCAUGCACCUGCGCGCCUACCAGGACCAUCCGAGGGUGAACAAGUACCAUCAGCUAGCCGAGGCGCUGUAUAAACGCGAUGACACGUUGGCACUUGAGCUAUGCAGGUCGUUUGGGUGGGAGCUGGAUGCGAUGAAGUUCAUCUCCGGGCUCGAGAUGGCUUACCAGAAGUAUCCUGGCAAGCGGUGGUACCUGCUGGUUGACGAUGACACCUAUGUCGUCCAGCCCUCGCUGAAGCCCCUGCUCCAGCACCUCGACCCGUAUCAGCCACACUACCUUGGAAACGCCGUUGGGGAUUUCAAGGUCCGCUUCGCCCAUGGAGGCUCCGCCGUGAUUCUCUCCCGCGGCGCCAUGCGAUCCCUGAUCGAGGAUCAAAAAGCCCUCGCAUCCAUCUAUGUUGACUCACUUGACGAGACAUGGGGUGAUCGGCUGCUGGCUAAAGCCUUGCUGCAGCUCGGCAUCCACCUCGAUGAGACGUACAGUCACUUAUUCAAUGGCGAGCCUCCUUUGCUCAGCAAGAUCCGCGCCGACAGACUGUGUUCUCCAGUCAUUUCCUUUCACAAACUGCCAUUCCCAGACGCCAUGAGGGAGGUCGGUGACUACUUCAGAAACGUCAGCAAACCGGUCACGUGGAUUGACUUGUGGGAGAUAUACGGAGAGACGCCUCCGUGGCGGCAGAGCGAAGAGGCUCUUCAGUACGAUGAUUGGGAUUACGUCGGCGAGCCUGACGAAUCGACCCUCAUAAUCCGAAACGUCAAGACGGCUGGGGAAUGCGCGAAGCACUUUAGCCGCCGGUCCCGAACCUCUCUGGCCUGGUCAUGGGAUCGCGUGACGGAGCGGUGUUACAUCAGCCAUUGGAUGAUUGUGGGAAGGCCGGCGGCAGGCCGUGUUUCGGCCAUCAAUGUCUUGCGGGCGAGACAAUUGGAAACAACAUGCAUAUCGUAUUGA
Parathielavia appendiculata is the source of this 2247-nucleotide messenger RNA. RefSeq names its product glycosyltransferase family 31 protein. NCBI's taxonomy places the organism in Eukaryota, Fungi, Ascomycota, Sordariomycetes, Sordariales, Chaetomiaceae. The transcript is spliced from 4 exons. The record is from RefSeq and is a predicted model, not a curated record. Gene Ontology annotation, cellular component: membrane. Bases 1 to 2247 code for a protein of 748 amino acids. Gene Ontology annotation, molecular function: glycosyltransferase activity.